GGCGCCGUCUUGUUGAAACAAGUCAUCUUUCAAACUUUCUGUCAUCAAGUAGUCGGUUAUCAUCGCGCCAUAACGGUCGUCAUUGACGGUUACGUUCUCACCGGCAUAAUUUUUGUAGAAAUGUGGACCGAUGAUUUCACCGACCCACAAACCACAUCAAACCGUUGUUUUUUCUGGAUAAAAUUUCAACUCUUGAAUCUCUUCAGGUUGCUCUUCGUCCCAAAUGCGGAAAUUUUUCUUGUUUACAUACCCAUUGAGCCAGAAAUGGGUCUCAUCGCUGUGAUUCCGUGCUGUGAUUCGGACGUUCUGCGGGUACAUUACGUAAUAGCGUUUCAUUUUUAUAUCUAGUAAGAUAUCUCAAUAAGUCAUGACUCUUAAUUUGUUUUUUUUUGCCAGCGGUGUGGGAACUUCCUGUUUAUAAUAAUUUAAUCAGUGAAAAUUAGAAGCAGCAAUAUGAGUACUUUAGUUCACUUUUUAUUACAUUUAUUACUAAUCUAAAACUAGUCGAGAUAGAUAUAGAGUAAUAUACAGACACGAGUAUAUAAAUGAACAAAAUCACAAGGCGAUUUGAGUUCCUAGUGACUGUCUGUCCGUGCAAGCAAUAACUUAUUAUAUAUAUAGAAAUAAAAAUAUAUGGUUACACCCGAACGUAGCUCUUCCUUACUUGUUUUAUUUGAUAAUUUUUAGUAUUUCAAAAAUACCUUGCAACUUGAGAGAGUAUAAAAUGUUCGGUUACACCUAUUCUAGUUUCUAUGAGUUUGUUAAGACCGAAUUGACAAAUCUAACCGAAACUCUUGUGUAUGUGUGAUCGUUCAUCCCUUUCUUAUGCAUGGGGCUUAUGAACGGUGUGUAUUGGUUAGUUUCCACAGUCGUCGGUAGUCGUGAUUUGGUCGGAAGUGGUCCCUUAUACGAGUAGAUUGUGUAAUUAACAAAUAUAUGGCGCAAACACUGUCAAUUUCGCGAAUAUUGUCGGUAAAACUCAGAUCCGAUACUUCUUAAUUUGAUUAUUGAUUUAUUUAAACUAAGUAUUUACCUCAUUCUUAGUUUGUUGAAAAAUUGCAGUAGGCUAAAUUAUGUAAUUUAUAAGUUAUAUAUUCAUUAAGAUAAUAUGAACAUUAUCACAUUAGUUAAAAUACGAUGAUGGCAUCGGGAAGGUCGGAGAAUAGAUAUUGAUGUAAUGAAUCACAGUUGAUAUAUUAUGGUCAUAUACUACUGCUAACGAAUUAACUAUUGCUGCGCCAUUGAUCGGCGAUCAAAAUCUCCAUGAAUGUGAGUAAUGGGAUAAGCAGCAGAGUAACCUCCCUCCAUUAAAUAUGUUGUUAGUUUUGUUAACUUUUUAUAUGUAUAUAAAAAUAUAAUCAAUUGAUUAGCUCGCUAUACGCCCCUAAUUUAACAGUCACAUUCAGUCAGAAGAAAUAAAAAUUGUGUACAAGUAUUUUAAUAAUUUUAUUUGAUUCACAAAUAUUUUAAAUUUUUUUUUGGAAGACAUAAUCGGGAAUUAUUUUGAUUGCAGUUAUCAUAGUUUAUUAGCUUCAUGCUACAAGAUUCACCUUCGGUUUGAAGUACAAACUUUUCUAAAAGGAUUUCGGAAAUGGACACAUUCAAACCUCUGUCAUCCCAAGAACGUAAUAAAAGUUUGAUUGGAAUUGACUUGCACCUCUUUUAUAACGACAUUCUUUAGAAAUAAUUAUUUAACUGGUAACUGGAAAAAAGUACUUUUAUUGAAGUAGCGAGAUACGUAAAUAGUUAUUCACAGUUAUUCACUCUUCUUAUAUAAGAGAUGCUUCCUAACCCUUGCUUCCGUCAUAUUAGAUAGCGUGCCCAUAUUAUGACUUCCCUGACAGGUUUUGUGUAAUGCAUGAGUAUUAAAUGGUUUUUGGGUAAAAAUAAAUAAAUUAUUCAACUGCCUUGCACUGUGUACAGUAUUAAUGUAAUCCAACCAAACACAAAACUAUUAUUUAUCACAUACUAAUAUUUACAUAAGCAUAAAAUCUUGGCUGAACUGAUAUUUGUACACCAAAAGCAAAGGUUGUGUGUUCUCUGUCAAAUCUCUCUGUCAAUGGUGGUAUACGCCCCGGCGUCCGAAUAGGGUUGACAGGCAGAAAAUUAUUUUGUAAGGCUUAUCAAUUCCACUGGAAAGUGCAGCAACAAUUAAUUCUGCCUACAUUUUUACUUUGUUUGGUAUCGCUUUUGUUAGAUAUUUCCUUUCGAACCUCUUUGACUAAAAUUCAUUUUAGUUUCAAUUCGGCGCUGACUGUUGACAGAAGUGUGCUCGAAAGCUUCAAACGGAAACACGGGUAUUUCGUAUAGAGGUCUUUAUUCUGAAAAAAAAUUAGAGCUCAACGGGUUUAUUAGCGUUCUGGUCAAAAGUUAUCCUUUCCAAAAUGAACUUUAAAACCAAGUAAAAUUAUUUUACUUUUCGAAUUUAUUGCCGUCAACAGUUUUUAUUACAUAUUUUAAUAAUUUAUAUCUAUUCGGCUAUUUUCUACUGACACCACCAUUAAUAAUUUCAUUAAAACAUUUUGUGAGAAAUUAUUGCUUAUGUACAUAUGUAUCAAAAUUAUAUGAUUGAAUAUACAUAUGUACUUACAGUCAAAUUUUGCUUAACGUUAUCCGAUUACCACAUAAAUAUAUGAAUUUGUACGUCAAUACUUGUGUACUUAUGUAAAUUCUUUUUUGCUACCAAGUUACGAUGAUACAAUUUUUGGUAUUUAGGUCAAUAAAAGAAUUAAAAUGUAAUCGGAAAACUAAAUCUAACAGGUCACAAAAAAUCGAGAAAAAUGACUGGCUCAUCAUUAACAAAUUAAAAGUGCCUACGAAGGGCGUUUUUUAAAGUGUGUCAUUUCAGUGACGACUUGGAAAACACUCAAACUAACUGCAUAAAAUUUAAAAGAUAUAGAUACAGAUAAACGUACAUAUAGUACGCACACAUAUUUACAAAAAUUUAAGAGACUUACAAACGGUAUACAAAACCGAAGUGACAAAGCAGACGGUGGCAUAGCACCAGCCCGUGUUAAUGUUGGACGAAAGCAAUCACAUAAACUAAUUGGCUUAUUACUUUGUCUUUUUACAUGCGUCGCGUUGGGUAAAAGAAGAGCCGUAACAAAAAUACAAAAUUACGAAAAUAAUUUCAGUCAUUCGUUUUCAAAGAUUCGCGAGUGAAAGUGCUAGGAAAAUGUAGCUGCGACAAAAUUUUUAAAACAUUUCAUUAAAACCGUUAGAAAUACGUACGUGCAAUAAUACCUAAACAUACAUGUAUUUACAUCGGCCGUGUUGAUGUGUGUAUGCAUUCGGAAGUAACCAGAAAGUUGCCUACUUUUAGGCUGAUAUAAUUACAUGUAAUAUAUCGAAUGACCUGCGAUCCACAAACGUUACAAUGAAGCUUCUAAAGUAUAAUUCACGGCGGCACAGUUUCAAAGCUAAACAGCGCAGAACUGUGCUGCCUCCACAGUCUGCAACGGGCCGGCGCAGUAGUGGCAAUGGCGGUGGCCUGAACACGAUCAAUACACAAGCCCGCUAUAUACGCGCCGGAUACACGCCCACCGCUUUUAUACGUAACGGCAUCAUAGGUGGAGGAGAAGGUCCGGGUGCUAACGGUCUUUACCAAAUUGACGAUCGCAUUUACACCACAACGAAAAUGUUUUUGCGCGAUGCCUAUAUGUACCCUCGGCAAGCGGGACAAGCAAUGGAUCCGCGUUAUCCAUAUGAACUUCAUGAGUUUCCCGAGGAAACGGGUGCUGCUGGUCUGCAGUUAGUAACCACGCCUAAAGUGCAUAUUUCAGGCGAAUACUUGGCUAGCAGUAGUGCAGCUGCAACAGUGGAUAAAUGUAGGAAUGAAAACCACAAUAAUACUUCUUUAAGUCGUCGCAACGUUCGGAAAGCGGCCGCCGAAAUAAGUUUAGCAAACGAAAUGUACUUAAUACAGAAGCAGCGUUUAAAUGGUGAGACUAGUCGCUCGCGAGCUAGUAGUCUGGCUCGUAGUGUUGGCGAUAAGGAGGACAAAGAUAAAGGUUACAGUCACAAUGAACUUUCGGAAAAAUUUGAAAACUAUGAUGCAAGUGGACGGGGAUCCCCAUACUCCACUAUGUCGAAUCGACGUAGGAAAAAGGGUGAUCGUACAACAUGGGAAUACCACACAGUUUCUGUGACACGUGUUCCGGGUUAUGGGUUUGGUAUUGCAGUUUCAGGCGGUCGUGACAACCCACAUUUCGCCAACGGUGAUCCAUCUAUAGCUGUAAGCGACGUUCUUAAGGGUGGUCCUGCCGAAGAUCGUUUGCAAGUUAACGAUCGUAUAAUAUCGGUCAAUGGAGUGUCUUUAGAAAAUGUUGAAUAUGCUACUGCUGUACAAGUCUUAAGGGAUAGCGGCAACACCGUGGCGCUUGUGGUUAAACGACGUGUGCCUAUUAGUUCCAUCGCACAGAAUCAUCAUUCCCAUAGCAUGAGCUCGGUAGGAAUAGCUGCGUCGAAUGCAAACGGUGCACCAACUCAACCAGCGAGUUCGAUACCUAACACCGCCAGUCAAUCGAAUUCGCUGAAUACUACUUUUGUGCAAAACAAUACAUCGCAACCCAUCAAAGUUACCCUAUCAAAGAGCAGCAAAAAGGAUGACUAUGGCAUUGUGCUUGGCUGUAGAUUAUUCAUCAAAGAAAUUUCAACGAGAGCGCGUGACCAAUUAACGGCCAAUGGCUAUUCGCUGCAAGAAGGUGAUGUAAUUACGAGAAUACAUAACACAAAUUGUGGAGACACAAUGAAUUUGAAGGAGGCAAAAAAAAUUAUCGAUGGCUGUAAGGAACGUCUAAACUUGGUGGUUUUACGCGAUAUCACCAAUCAGGCGGUAACAGCAAUGACCAAUCAGUUAAAUAACUCAGCAACACAAUCGAAUUUAUAUAUGAGUCACCAAGCACAGAUUUCCAACUGCAGUAAUAAUUUGGAUGAUCCAUAUUUGGGAGGUGCAAAUUACUCAUCUCAGAAUUUAUAUGUUCAACCGCCAACUCGUUCGAUGAUGAAUGGUGUAGCAAAUGGAUUAAAUGACGAAAAAAGUAAUCUGACACCAAGGGGUCGUUCACGAGGCCCCAUCAUGGAUGGUGUUUCACUUUCACAGCUCGACCGUCCAGUAACCCCUCCAAAUAGUAACCGUACACGAACCGAUGAGCCUCCUCGACCACCUCCUCCUCGUGUCAGUGGUAAUGGAAACACAGAGGACUUUUAUAGUACACGUCGACAAGUAUUUGAGUCAGACCAAAUAGCACAUUCGCGACAAUCGUCGGAGCCACGAUUUAUAUCCUUCCAAAAAGAGGGAAGCGUGGGGAUACGACUGACGGGUGGAAACGAAUCUGGAAUAUUUGUAACGGCCGUUCAACCUGGUUCCCCAGCAUCUUUACAAGGACUUGCUCCUGGAGAUAAGAUCCUUAAAGUCAACGAUAUGGACAUGCAUGGUGUAACUCGUGAAGAAGCUGUUCUUUUUCUACUCAGCUUGCAAGAUCGCAUCGAUUUAAUUGUGCAAUUUUGUAAGGAUGAUUAUGAUGAGGUGGUGACGAAUCAACGUGGGGAUUCCUUUCACAUUAAAACACACUUUCACUGUGACAAUCCUUCGAAAGGUGAGAUGGCGUUCAAAGCCGGAGACGUUUUUCGUGUAAUCGAUACAUUACACAACGGUGUUGUUGGCUCAUGGCAAGUGCUGAAGAUAGGUAGAGGACACCAAGAGAUGCAGCGCGGUGUUAUCCCUAAUAAAUCCCGGGCUGAAGAGUUGGCAACAGCACAAUUUAAUGCAAACAAAAAAGAAAUGAAUUCAAAUGAAUCUCGCGGAAACUUUUUCAGAAGAAGGAGGUCUACUCAUCGUCGUUCUAAGAGCCUUUCUAGAGAAAAUUGGGAUGACGUUGUUUUUGCCGACAGCAUAUCAAAAUUUCCUGCAUAUGAACGAGUUGUUUUGCGUCACCCCGGAUUCGUUCGACCGCUUGUACUGUUUGGCCCAAUCUCUGAUUUAGCACGUGAAAAGCUUGCUAAGGAUUUCCGCGACAAGUUUUCUGUACCUCUACAAGAUGAUGAUAAGUCGAAUUCGAAAUGUCGAAUAGUGCGCUUGUCAAAUAUACGAGAUAUAAUGGAUCGCGGCAAACAUGCCCUACUGGAUAUAACUCCAAAUGCGGUUGACCGUCUAAACUAUGCGCAAUUCUAUCCGAUUGUUAUAUUUUUGAAGACUGACAGUAAACAUGUCAUUAAACAAUUGCGACAUGGAUUGCCUAAAUCGGCACACAAGAGCUCGAAAAAAUUGCUAGAACAAUGUCAAAAACUCGAACGCAUUUGGUCACAUAUAUUUAGCACCCAGAUUGUGUUGAACGAUGAGGAAUCAUGGUAUCGAAAGCUACGCGAUGCAAUUGAUCUGCAGCAAAGUGGAGCGGUGUGGAUGUCUGAGUCAAAGCCUAUUGAGUCCCUGUCCGAUGAUUUCCUCUUCCCAAUGACCACCUCCCGUUUAUCGUACGCAUCGAGUCCGGAAUCCGAUUUGGAAUUAAGUCCGGGACCAUCGACAUCAUUGUCCCUUGGCAAUUUGCCGCAAUUGGUUAAAUCGAGCUCAGAUCCGUCAAUUGCCACUAAUCAGGAUAACUUGGAUAGGGAUAGAGAUACAGUUGGUGAUGGACUACCACCUCCAUAUACGGUUCCUUACGAGCUUGCCGUUAAUGCACCUUCUAAUCGUCGACAAACCAUAGAAGCCAAUAAGUAUGAGACUUAUGCGACACGAUCAAGUAUAAUUGGUGCAAGCGGUGGAGUGACCGAUUCUUCAACAACACCUUCAGCACGUCCACAUUCUUUGUAUGGGAUGCAUGCGCCUGAUCUGCCACCGCGCAUCGAUCGUCAAUCGAAGCCAGGUCUGGGAGAGAUACCCCCACCUUCUAGAACAAAUAGUUCGGGUGGUACGUUGGGCCGAUCAGCUCAGGAACGUCUCUUCGCCAAAGCGAUCGUCAAUGAUGAAGUGCAAGCUGAAUACAUCUCUCGCAAUAUCAACGACUCAAUCGAUCGUCAACAUUCUUCAUUAGAGCGACAAGCCCUUCUCAAUGCAGCCAUAUCUACCCAACCAAGUAUGGGCAAUAAAGCAACACAGCCAAAUGCCAGUUCGUACGAUAGUAUGUCCAGUUAUGAUUCAUAUAAUGCUUCUCAAUUAACUGUACAAAAUCUAGGCAGGCUUGGGCCAAAUGCUCCCGAUGAUCUUAAGUCAGUGCCGAAUGCAAAUCGUCCGCUACCACCAGUUGGCAUUGGCUCUAAGGGUGUGGACUAUGCCCGCACCAAUCACGACCAUCGAAAUUUUUCAGGUCCCAAUGAUCUUAAUCGUCAAAGUCCGGCCAGAGCCACUUAUCAUGAAGCCAAUACAGCUAGAAAUAUCGAUUCCCGUAACGGGCAAUUGCAUAGAUCAUCUAAUUCGGGACUUGAGAACAGUCCACGUAAACCGGUAGUCGAAACAAAAACCGACUAUGGAAAAUAUAGCCGCAAUAACUCCGUUACGCAAGCUGAUUACAACAAAUUGCCGAAAAAUACACAUUUGAUUGUGCAGACAAAUGUAAACAAUAACACCAGUAAUGGAUCAUCGACAAAUGGUACUGGCCCUUUUAAACCAGUUCCACCACCCAAGCCGAAAAACUACCGCCCACCAAUGCAAGGAGGUAACAACACAGGACAGUGGGAAAGUGGGGACUCGAGCUCUCCGCGUUCACCAAAUGGAUUUUUCUAUUCGCCCAUGACAGCCUCUCAUCAUCAUUACUCCCAGCAAACACCUGGCUCACCAGGCCAUGGUAAUAAUAAUAACAACAACAUGCAACCAACAUAUAGCAGCGGUGGUAAUUACGUUCAACAGUCACAAUAUCCUGCACCUCCAGUUAACGGAUAUGUUGGUAACCACCACUACAACGGCGGCAGUGGUACAGGACCUUAUAUUGCUCCACAUCGUGGAAUGCCAGCUCCAAUUGGAAAUAUUCCCUCACAUACACCUGAACGAAACCCACUGGAUUUGGCCGGCAGUCGAGAGCAGCGGGGCUCCGCGUUUGAAUUAUAUCGCAAACCUCAAAUUGGUACAACAGGACACCAUCACAAUAUGAGCGAAAUGGAGCCAUAUGAAGAAAGAUUUGAAGGUUUUUAUGCGAUGUCACCACCUCCCCCGCCACCAGGUCAUCCAUGUUCACGUUCAAUCUCCAGUUACCCAGGUCAAAUUGCUCUACCCCAACUGUCAUCAAAUCAUAAUGCUGAUUGUUACACUUAUCAAAUGCCUCAACAGUGUUAUUUAGAAAAUAUAAUGCCUCCACCUUUACCACCGCACAAAACAAAAAAGAAAUCAGUAUUGAAAAGUCCUUUGGUGGCUAUUAAAAACGCUUUUAUAAAAACAACGAAGCCUUUAAGGCGCAUGAACAGUAUGGUUGAACCAGAACGGAGGCCGAAGUCAUCGAUUAAACGACAGCAUUCAAUGCUUGAACGUGGUAUGCAAAGACCUUAUUACCCAGAUGAAUAUCCCACAUAUCCAGCCGGAUUUGAGGAUCGAUAUUAUCAUGGGCCGCAGAGAAAUGGCAUGGUUUCCCAUAACAUGAUGCCAAGAGAACAGUAUUAUACACAACGAUACAAUGGUCAAUACCACCAUGACUUAGUAAAUAGUACAUAUCAAAAUUUAGAAAGUGAAGACAUAUACGGAAAUAUGGGUACGGUUCCUCGAAUGCAUAGAGGCUCGAGAGAAGAGUUCGCAACUUCUGAGCAUGAAGAUUUAUAUGAAAAUAGAGCUUUCAUAGAUUUGGAACGCCGACAAGCUGAGGCAAUAGCAGCUCGUAAUCCAAAUGGCCGGAAUAUAAUACGACGGCAUAGUACCACAACUGCCGACCGUAUUGGUAGUAAAAGACCAAUUAUUGAUUCUUCCAUUGGGUCAGACUAUGACCAGGGCGUAUACCAAAGUAAAGUGGAUGCUUUUAAUUCACAAAAUCAACGUAGAGCUCCAAAUUCAGAAGUUAUGGCACGCAGGCAUUUUUAUAGUUCGACCGUAAAGGAAAUGGUAGAGCCAACUUAUCAAUACCGCAGGGAUCUGCCACGUGACAUUCGACGAAAUCAACCGAACGAAUUCAAAAAAGAGAUUCAGGAACGAAUUAAUAAAGAAAAACUAAACAGGGAGCAAGGUUGCAGUCCACAUAGUAGUAGUCAAUCAGAGCGUGAUGACAAAUCCGAACGUGAAUCAAUUUACCAAAGUAGACGAGACAUCAAAGAUUGUGCUUUCAAAACACGUGCUCAAUUAAGAGAGCAAAUUUACCAAACUCGUCGCGAAGCGUUGGACAGCAUGGCAGAACCAAUAUAUGUUUCAAAAAAAAAGGAGACUGUACGUCCAGAGCCUAUCUAUGAAACAAAGGAAGAAAGUAUUUUGCAAUCACGUGAAAACGAGACUGAUGAGAAGAAAGAAGAAAAUACAGAUUGUACGUAUUCUGAAGCAAAUCAGAUGAAUGAAUUAAGUCGAUCAGACCUACAGAAGUCUUUAGAUACAGUAAUUGAAAAUACAGUAAUACAAUCGACCAAUCCUCCAGAAACUAAAGCCCCUCUUGUUCAAAGUGAGGAUAUAGAUGAGGAUUUAGAUGGCACAGAUAACGACGAGACAACAUUGUGCCAACUUCCCACCAACGAAUUAAAAGAAAGCGAUGCAGUAAUACAAACAUCAAGUAACGAGUCGAGUGAGUUCUUAGACGAAGUAUUUGAAACUUUUCCUUUAGUUGUAGAGGGGCCACCAAUAAAACCUUUAGAUCCACCACAACCUACUAAAUGUAUAAACACUCGUCCACCACGUGCACCAUUUCAUAUUUCAAAUAUUUUAAAACGCACUGGACCUCCACCUAACGCUGCUAUGGCAGACAGCCGUACAUCUUUAGAAACUCAAUACACAUCACAAGCAAGUUUACCUGUAGGUCCACCAAAAGCAAGUAGUACACCUUAUACGAGUAACAUGUCGUUACCGAUAGCCGGGCCUAUACCUACAACUGCUGCGCCUAUUCCAACUACAUCACCGACAGGUACAUUUCCAUCCAUCCCAGGUGAGCCCACGACCACUCGUGGAAUCUUUGAUUCGAAUGGAGGAUCGCUAGUAGACGCUGUUUGGAAUGUUUCUCUCCAAAUACCACCGGGCGCCAUCCCAACUGGCGUGAGACAAGAAAUAUAUUUCACAGUUAGUGAUCCAAGGUUGGGAGAAGCCGUUGGUGGACCGCCACUGGAUAUGGAAAACGGUGAAACAAUGUUGUCUCCCUUAGUAAUGUGUGGUCCACAAGGGCUUGAAUUUCUAGUGCCAGUAACACUUAACAUUCCACACUGUGCGGGUAGAACAGCAUCGUUGGGAUUGGCGUUGAAAGCGACCGACAGCGAGAAAAACUUACAUACGGAGUGGGACAACAUCGAUUUACCAAGCAACGCAGCUGCUCAUACAGUCUCGGUGAAAGUGGAUCAUUUCUAGAAUAUCAAAUUAUAUAUUUAAUUUAAGACGCAAAUAUCAUAUUUAUUUAUAAGAGUCAUUAUAUUAAAAUUAAUCCACCAAUAAUAAGUAUACGCAAAUCCGUAAUUACAGAGUUUGUUUGUAAAUAACAAAAUAUUUUUAUACAUACAAUAUAAUGUGUUUGCAAUAUGCAGAAAAGUGCAUAAAUAUGUGUGCCUUUAAAUUGGUAUUUUAACAUAUUAAUAUAUGCCUAGAUUUCAUAAAAUAUGUUACGGCCCAAAAUGUGUAUAGUUGCUAAAACGAUUUCAUUAAUAUAAGGGCAAUAGACAAUUUUAAGGUUCUCUUCAUAAGCAUAAUCUACUCGGAAAAUAUUGUUCAUUUGUAUUACUCCGUAGAUAAUGCUAAAUACAUAGAUAUGUAUGUAUAUAAUAUGCCUUCAAUCAAUAUCAAUAAUAUAUGCGUAUUUACAUACGAUUUUAAUGGUUAACUUAUUUUGAAGAUAAAUACUAAACAUCUUAUAUCAUUUUUUUCAUAAUAAAAUACAUUGGCAGGAAAUUGAAUCCUUUCAAAACCAUUUCUAUUAUCCAUAAAA
Messenger RNA from Bactrocera oleae (olive fruit fly), 11021 nucleotides. It is a transcript of the gene pyd, whose product is annotated as zonula occludens-like protein polychaetoid. The record is from RefSeq and is a predicted model, not a curated record. Gene Ontology annotation, cellular component: plasma membrane; bicellular tight junction. Gene Ontology annotation, biological process: cell-cell junction organization; protein localization to cell-cell junction; cell-cell adhesion. Gene Ontology annotation, molecular function: cell adhesion molecule binding. Lineage: Eukaryota; Metazoa; Arthropoda; Insecta; Diptera; Tephritidae.